Molecule: messenger RNA, 5703 nt
Organism: Pomacea canaliculata
Lineage: Eukaryota; Metazoa; Mollusca; Gastropoda; Architaenioglossa; Ampullariidae
Product: xanthine dehydrogenase/oxidase-like
Molecular function (GO): xanthine dehydrogenase activity; FAD binding; iron ion binding
Source: RefSeq, a predicted model, not a curated record
ACUGCAGUGUUCGCUCGGUAAAAAUAAAACCCAUCUAAAAUGUCUCAACAGCAGCGUUUACAUGUAACAAUUACACGAUAUCGAGAACGCCCAUAUGUAGAUGCCCUCUCUCUCUCUCAGUCUUAACAGCGCAUGUCCUAUUUAGCUACAGGCACAGUUGGCAGCACGUCGAUCCUGGCAUCCAUUGACAAAGUUCUUCUGAAGGGAACUGUAAAUUGUUUUUGACAGCAAUGUCUUACAUCAGUAGACUUAUCUUCUAUGUCAAUGGAAAGAAGAUUGAAGUUGAGAAUCCAGACCCAGAAGUUACUUUGCUGCAAUAUUUGCGGUGUAACUUAAGACUGACAGGAACUAAACUAGGAUGUGGCGAAGGUGGUUGUGGUGCAUGUACUGUCAUGGUCUCAAGAUAUUUACCAAAUGAUGACAAAAUACAACACUACAGUGUCAAUGCAUGUCUGGCUCCAUUGUGCUCUAUGCAUGGUCUGGCUGUCAUCACUGUGGAAGGCAUUGGAAACAUGCAAGCUGGCCUUCACCCAGCACAGGAAAGACUAGCUUCUGCUCAUGGGUCUCAGUGCGGCUUUUGUACUCCUGGGUUUGUCAUGUCUAUGUACACACUUCUUCGGAACCAUCCAACACCUUCUGCACUGCAGCUGGAAUCAGCCUUUGAUGGGAACCUUUGCCGUUGCACUGGUUAUCGUCCUAUUAUUGAUGGCUACAGAUCAUUUAUGAAGGGGGAUUGUAAGAGCAAGAAUUGCUGCAUGGAUAAUUAUGCACAGAGUGGAUGUGGGAAGAAUAACUGUUGCAUGGUUGGAGGAAAAAAUGCCAGCCUGACUUCUAUUGAUGGAUCUGCUGAGAAGAUAAAAAAUUCUCAAGAAAAAGUAACUUUGUAUGAUCCUACACAAGAACCUAUUUUUCCUCCAGAUCUCAAAAUUAAUCAGAGGAAUCUUCAAAGCCAGCCUUUGAAAUUUACGAGUGACCGCAUCACUUGGUAUCGACCAAUCCUGAAAGAGCUUUUGAGAUUAAAACAGCAGCAUCCUGACUGCCGAAUGGUUAUUGGCAACACGGAAAUAGGAAUUGAGACAAAGUUUAAGAAGCAGUACUAUCCAGUCCUUGUUGCUGUUACCAAUGUUGCUGAGUUGUUAGCUGUGGAGUACACCGAGGAAGGGAUCAGGUUUGGCUCAUCUGUCACUCUGAGCACACUGGACAACACGUUAAAAGAGGCUGUGAGAAAAAUGCCAGAGUCCAAGACUAGAAUAUUCUCAGCAUUCCUUGAGAUGUUGCAGUGGUUUGCUGGGCAUCAAAUACGAAAUGUUGCAGCACUGGGUGGUAACAUCAUGACCGCAAGUCCAAUAUCAGAUCUAAACCCUCUCCUUUUGGCAUGUGGGGCUGUGCUUCAAGUUGUUGGCAUAGAUGGCACAGUCAGGAAGAUCAUAAUGGAUUCCAAGUUUUUUGUUGGAUACAGACAAACUGUUGUGCAGAAAUCCGAAAUCCUUGUUUCUGUCCUGAUUCCAUUUUCACAAGAGAAUGAAUACUUCCUUGGAUUUAAGCAAGCCAACCGAAAAGAAGAUGACAUUUCUAUCGUCAAUGCAGGUUUGCGAGUCUUGCUGGAAAAGGAUACAUCAGUUAGUGAUGCAUCAUUUGCCUUUGGUGGCAUGGCCCCAGUCACUGUUAUGGCAACCAAAACCAGAGAAGGCAUUAUUGGACGGAAGUGGAAUGAAGAAUUGCUGUCCAUAGCUUGUCAACUGUUGAUGGAUGAUCUUCCUCUGGAUCCUAGCGCCCCAGGUGGCUUGGUUGCAUUUCGCCGAAGUCUCACUCUCAGCUUCUUCUUCAAGUUUUAUUUGUCAGUUCUGAAGUCUCUUCACAAACAAGAUUUGGCUGUAGAAGUACCUAUAAAACAAAGUUACCUGAGUGCCCUCCAGCCUUUGGAGAGAUCACUGCCUUGUGGUAGUCAGGUGUAUGAAGCUGUACAAGAAGGACAGUCUCCUGAUGAUGCCCUGCACCGGCCUCUUGUUCAUCAGUCUGCCUACAAACAGGCCUCUGGUGAAGCUGUGUACUUAGAUGACAUACCUGUCUCAGAGGGUGAGCUCUUUGCUGCAUUUGUACUCAGCAAGAAAGCCCACGCUCGCCUUGUCAGUGUUGAUGCCACACCUGCACUUGGUAUACCAGGUGUGGUGGACUUCGUCUCGCAUAAAGAUGUGCCAGGUAGCAACGUGUGGGGAGUUGGAGAGGAAAUCUUUGCUUCCUCAGAAGUGGUGCACCAAGGCCAGGUGAUUGGUGUGGUGGUGGCAGAGACACAAGUCAUAGCACAGCGUGCUGCGGCUGCUGUGAAAGUUGAGUAUGAAGCAUUAGACAGCACCAUCACAAUCAAGGAAGCCAUCAAAAAGGGUUCUUUUUUCCCUCCCAAGCAUGAGAUCAAACGUGGGGAUCUUGCAGCAGGUUUUGCAGCAUCUGAUCAUGUUUUGGAAGGGAAGGUUCACAUAGAAGCUCAGGAACAUUUCUACUUGGAAUGUCAUUCUGUGCUGGUAAAGCCAGGUGAAGAUGAUGAGAUGGAGGUGAUUGCAACAACACAAGGGCUUACAGGUGUUCAGGAAUGCCUAGCUCCUGCUUUGGGUGUUCUUCAGCAUAAAAUUGUGGUUCGAACAAAAAGGCUUGGUGGAGGGUUUGGUGGGAAAGAGACCAGAAACAUACCUGUAACACUUCCAGUUGCUGUUGCUGCUAAAAAAUUGAAACGUUCUAUACGCUGUCUCCUGGACCGGCGAUGAGGCAAACUGAUGAUGACAGGAACACGUCAUCCAGUUCUUGGUUGCUACAAGGUGGGGUUUACCUCAAAUGGAAAAAUUCUUGCACUGGAGGUUGACGUGUACCUUAAUGCUGGUGUAUCUACGGAUCUAUCAAUUGGAGUGAUGGACCGUGCAUUAUUCCACGCUGACAACUGUUACAACAUUGCCAACAUUCGGACCACAGGUCACAUGUGCAGAACUAAUCUUCCUUCCAAUACAGCAUUCAGGGGCUUUGGUGGACCUCAGGCCAUGAUAAUUGCAGAAACGUGGAUGAGUCAUGUGGCUUAUUCCCUUAAAAAGCUACCACAUGAGGUGAGAGAGAUGAAUUUCUACCAAGAGGGCAGCUUUACUCACUUUAAUCAGGUUUUGGAGCAAGUGACAUUGCAGCAAUGCUGGAAAGAUUGUUUAAACAUGAGUCAGUUUUCUGAGCGGCGUAAAGAAGUCACCCUCUAUAAUAGUGAAAAUCGUUGGAGGAAAAGAGGACUAGCCAUUAUACCCACCAAAUUUGGACUUUCCUUCGGCAAACUUGAUAUGAACCAGGGUGGGGCACUGGUCCACAUCUAUGUGGAUGGAUCAGUUCUUGUGGCACAUGGUGGUGUUGAAAUGGGACAGGGGCUGCAUACAAAGAUGAUACAGGUUACAAGCAAAGUUCUUCAGAUUCCAACAACAAAAAUCACAAUCCUGGAAACUGCAACUAAUACGGUGCCAAACACUUCACCCACUGCAGCCAGCAUGUCAUCGGACAUUUAUGGGGAAGCUGUCCGGGAGGCUUGUGAGACUCUUCGCACCCGACUGGACAGUUUUAUCCACUCCACUGGCAGGACAGGGAUGAGCUGGGAGGAACUUAUUCGAGCUGCCUAUGAGAGUCGAAUAAAUCUUUCUGCUUCUGGAUUUUGCAUUAUCCCAGACAUUGGCUAUGACUUCAGUACUGGAGAGGGCAAGCCAUUUUCUUAUUAUGCUUAUGGUGUUGCUUGUUCUGAAGUGGAGAUUGAUUGUCUAACUGGAGACCAUGUGGUCUUGCGGACAGAUAUUGUGAUGGAUGUUGGGAAAAGUUUAAACCCAGCUAUUGACGUUGGACAGAUUGAAGGGGCUUUUGUUCAGGGUUAUGGACUAGUGAUGUUGGAGCAGUACAAGGUGCAGCCAGAUGGCACUCUGCUGACACGAGGCCCAGGAACCUACAAGAUCCCUAGCCUGGGCAACAUUCCAAAAGUGUUCAAUGUUUGUCUUCUCCAGAACAGCAGAAACCCCAGAGCUGUUUUCUCAUCUAAGGGCAUUGGGGAGCCUCCAUUAUUUUUGGCUACAUCUGUGCUCCAAGCUGUUCAAGAUGCAGUAGCUUCAGCAAGACAGGAUGCUGGUCUAGAACCUUUCAUUAUCCUGGACACCCCAGCUACCCCAGACAUCAUUCGCAUGGCCUGCCAAGAUCAGUUCACAAAAGAGUUUGAAAACCUUCCUGUGAAUGGACCUGUUCGUCAAUGGUUUGUGAAAUUAUGAUGACUUUAUGACCUUCAGACUUCCCUAAGAAUAUCACCAGCAUUUUUUCAGAAGCUGCAGAAGGUCACAAAGAUCACAUGGCCACAGAUGUUUUGCUUUGUUGUGUUCGUUUGUGAAAUAACACAACAGAUUGUCAGAACUUUGUCUGCAGUGAUAUAUAGGCCAGAUUUUCUUUGCAUUCUUUGGACUUGAGACAAUAAAGGCACACAUGUUUAUGGAAGUAUGUGCGCACUUCUAAAGAUUAAUGAACUACGUUUCUUUGUUAUUCAGACCAGCUGUUGAGAAAAUCAUGUUAGUAAAGAAACAAUUGGAAAACAGUUUCUUGGAUAAUCUGGGUUGUUUAAGAUUUAAGAAACCUGAAUAUUUGGUUUUAUAUUGAAAUUGUAUUCUAAUAUUGUACCCAUAAAGCAUGAGAUACCUACAUCAAUUUGCUUACUUCUUUGCUAUUUAGUCAUUUUAAUAAAUUGGAUAUAAUUUUUAAUUGCUUUUUACAGAGAAGAAAGGACAAAUUAUAAUAAAUAUAUGAUAAAAUGUGGUGGAAUAUAUAAUGUACUUGGAGGGAGUCAUUUUCAAAAUACCUUUGAAAUUUUUGUCUUAGUUGUUUUAGGAUGGAAGUUUGUGAACCUGUCAAGAUAUGCAUUUAUACACAUAAUCAUGAAUUCCAAUUAUAGAAAAAGAAGAGAAACCAAGCUUUUGAAAAACAUAUAUUCAAAUAUAUAUCAUUGUGAGUACAUUGUAUGUGCCAUAUAUUAUUAUUAUUGCUACCAUAUAUUGAGUAGAAACAGCCCUUUUUAAACUACUUUUAUUCUCUUUAAUAAUAUUUAUAUUCUUUAUUGCUUUGUGCUGUUUAUACCCAAAAAAGUUAAUCAAAAUCUGAUAAAAUGCACUUUAAUGUGUAGCAACACUUGGUAUGAAAAUGUGUUGCCUGAUAUCUUUGUCUCUUGAAACGCCUUAGACAUCUCUCAGGGAAACGGGAGAGCUGCUUUGGUAUGUAAGAGUAUGGAGUAUGUGCCUUACCAUUAGUCAGCUUUGUACCUUCAACUUUGUGCUAUGGAUGAUAGGUACUGUCUCGCUAUUAGUUUUAUUAGCUCACAUCACAUUAGCACAAUGGCAUAGAAACCAGGGGGGUAGGGGAGCAGCUGCCCCCUCAAUAAAAGUUCCCUUACCCCGGCAAUGCUUGAAAUGUAAAAAAGGUACAGAAACAGAGAGAGAGAGAGACAAAUCAUUAUUAAGGAAGGUAACAGAAUAAGCAAAAGUUAUGCUUCUUUACAUCUAGUCCUUGAUCUAUAGAAAGGGUGUUUUUUUUUUUUGGCACAAUGGCUUCUAAACCUUGAAUGUGAUUAAUCUGAUAAUAAGUUGAUCAUAUUCUGAAUGUUACAUAAUUUCUUGUGAUAUUAUAUAUUAUUCUUAAUAAAGCAGAUUGACUGGAAAGAUA